Rhopilema esculentum is the source of this 3152-nucleotide messenger RNA. RefSeq lists its product as uncharacterized. Gene Ontology annotation, cellular component: nucleus. The record is from RefSeq and is a predicted model, not a curated record. Gene Ontology annotation, biological process: regulation of gene expression. NCBI's taxonomy places the organism in Eukaryota, Metazoa, Cnidaria, Scyphozoa, Rhizostomeae, Rhizostomatidae.
AGGGAUUUGUUUAGCAUAACUAAGGGGUCCCCGCGUAGGAAUUAAAUCUGAUUAAAACUUAUUUGCAUAAAAACGAUGCGCCUGUUUUUUGCAGCCGUCCCAUGCAAGUGUGGUCGGAGGUCGUCCUACGUCCUAAGGCCAUCCAUUUUCAAACAUGGGGAGUUCCAAACAAAUAUUGAGCCCUAUGAAAACGGGCAGUUGCUUUUUUUCAAUUCUCGCAUACUCUGUUGUUCUGGACGUUUGAAGCAUUCGUUUUAGCGCUGUUGCUUGUUUUUUUCGGAUUUCAUUCCUCCUUUCACUAUUUAUUUGCCUAAUUUUCAGGUUCUAGAGCUUGUCACGUGCUAAAACCCCAGGAGUAGCAGGAACAAUUUCAAAAUUUCCGGGAAAAGUUUCCAGCCUCUUUACCAAGUUGUUAAUGCGAGGCAACAUUUUAUUUGUGACUGCAAGUGGGAUGCUUGACAAGAAGUUUUUUUGCCACAGAAUCAAUUUCAAGUUGUUUGUCGAAGUUUUGACAGGUAUGGUAAGCAGAAGGAGUGGGUUCAAAAGACUUUAUUGGUGGUAUCAUUCCCAGGAGGAUUCAGCAAAUUGAACAAGGGAAAACCCUAAUAUGGAUUUGAAAUAAAAUGAAAAUAAAUCAUUGACUAUUUGGCUAGUGGAUUUUUGCUAUCAACCAUGAUGUCGUCAACGACUGAACACAAUUUGUGCGGAACUAGUGAUGACGUAAUAAAUAAAGCUUUAGUUUCCAUUCCUCCACAACGUGAUUGCUGUGAGGGUGGUCAGCGUUUGAACGAUUUAGAUUGCAAAGAAUCCAGUUACAACUUUGCAGAUACCUCGAGACUGAAAAAGCCUCAAUCAUUGCACGAUGUUUAUGCCAAAAAGCAUGAGAUUGCUCGUGGUAAUAGAACGAUGUUAGAUGGCGCCCACGUUUCAUAUACACAAUGUUCGGCUAUAAAGGAGGAAGAAUCUUUGACAACCACAAGCUCUUGCAACAAGGUGGAUGAUGGUCGGCUUGAUACUGAUAGCAAGAGUCCUGGGGAGGAAACUGCUUCACCUAAUGCAGUCUAUAGUAUGUGUGUGAAAUGUGGCAAGUUCUUUUUGCCCUGUGAUCUUGUCGAAAGUGACGCUAGCACUUUGUGCAAGCGAUGUUCGUUUUUGGAGCCAGAUACGUCUGACGGUAUAUACCUUGAUAGUAGGAGAGCAAGUUCGUCGAACGAACGUUUAUCUAAUGAUGUAGAGAAUAAUCUUAACGUUCAAAGUGGUAAUCCAGAGGACACAGACGACGGUUCAAAAGAACACAGCUGCGAUAUCUGUGGUAAAUCAUUUACUAGGAUUUAUGGUUUGAAAAUUCACGCAAGGAUUCAUAGCGGAGAACGACCAUUUUCGUGUGGCAUUUGCAGGCAUUCGUUUUAUACGAUCGGGCGUCUUAAUGCCCAUCAACGUGUCCAUACGAAGGAAAAGCCUUAUAAAUGCUCACAAUGUGACGAUAGAUUCAGUUCGUCCAGUUCACGAGCUCGACAUUUUAGGAUUCACACAGGAGAAAAGCCGUUCAGUUGUGAAUUUUGCGAUAAAACUUUUCAUUGUUCAACAAACUAUGCGAAACACUGGCGCUCACAUACGGGCGUAAAACCCUAUAAGUGUGAAGUGUGUGGUCAGUCUUUUAGAGACAACAGUGGCCUCACAGUGCACAAGAGGCUACAUUCAGGGGCAAAACCGUAUGCAUGCGAAACAUGUGGAAAGUCCUUUCGUACUUCAGCGCAUUUGAUUAAACAUCGCAGAGUUCAUAGUGGAGAAAAGCCCUAUAGUUGUGAAUUCUGUGAAAGAACAUUCAGUGAUUCAAGCUCGAGAAACAGGCAUAGGAAGCUCCACGACUAAAAGUAAAUAUAAAGAGGCUUUACUGGUGGUUCACUUAUCAAUAUUUUGCAUUUGGCACAAAAAUGCGGCUAAAGCCCCCAAGCCCCCCUGCUCCGCGGUGCCUGUAAUGGAUAUCAUCUAGCACCAAGCUGAUAUAAAAUGUUUCUUUUAUCUUCUUAGUACGUAUAUGAUUUUGAUAUUUACCGACAGGGGUGUAGUGGGAGUAGAUAGAGUCAAAUCACUUCCACAGAAUGACUUUUACUGACAGGAGGUCGGUGCUAAAGAUUCCUACAAAGUCUGACGAAGUAGCAAUUUUUCCGAAGUUGCUCGAGGAACGUAGUGCUUUAGGGAGCCCAUAGCCUCCUGGCCCCAGCCACUGCACCCGUGUUCUUUGGCAUGGCAUAGAUUAUUAAUAGCUAGGUUAAUUAUUCAGAUUAAUAGUUAUUUAAUUUUUAAGCUGAUAUUUCCCAACAAGACAACCUUUAUUCUAUUUGAUAAUGAAUGUGCGGAAGUUUGCAUUUUUGAUAGCAUUUUUUAUUCAAAAAGAUGCACAGUUUCCAUAUUUAAAUAUAUGAUUCUCUGGUCCAUUUUGGAGAAAAUCAAGUAUAUGUAUUUCAUUGAUAUAAAAAUACGUCGCCUUAUGUAAUAACUCAUUUCGGAUUUCAAGUCGUAAAUUAUUAGCUGAGUAAAAGGGGGCAGGAAGGCCCAAAUUGUUAUUUAAAAAACUCAGAGAAAUAAGGCUAACCAUUUCAAUGCAUAUAGGAUGGGUAUGUUGAUGUGGUUUAAACCAGCGGUUAGUUCUUUUAAUUCAUUACCAAUCCAGUUUGAUACUGUAGUCUAUUAAAAUCUUCUAUAGUUGAGACGACCAUAACAAAAGAAGAUAAUAUUAAGCACACCCCUUUAAUGUUACUGUGCGAUAUCAUAUUAUCUCGGUAUCAAGGUUAAUCUCUUGUUUUGUAAGAACACAUUGUCUAAGAACGCCGAGGCUCGAUUUGCCAAAUAAAACAAACAACCCAAGAACGUGCCCAGCAUAAGAUGAAAAAUUGGAAGAAAAAGCAAAGUUUUUUGAGAAUUUUCUCUUAUGUUAACAAAACAAAGCAUAUUUUAUCACCUAGUCAACCGUAGUACUAAAGAUAUCAUGCGAAAAUGUUCUUUAGUGGUCAUAAAUACAAUUUAAAGAAUUUAGCUGUAGUUAUGGAAGUGUUGAAAAAAGAAUGACAUUUAGAACACUCAAGCUUCAGCAAAAAUUAACUUGUUCUUUUUGAAAAGGUUGCAUUAGAUAUCAAGUUUAUCAGAUAUUA